Messenger RNA from Uloborus diversus, 404 nucleotides. RefSeq names its product ATPase inhibitor A, mitochondrial-like. Gene Ontology annotation, cellular component: mitochondrion. Gene Ontology annotation, biological process: negative regulation of ATP-dependent activity. Bases 1 to 330 code for a protein of 109 amino acids. The transcript has 5 exons. NCBI's taxonomy places the organism in Eukaryota, Metazoa, Arthropoda, Arachnida, Araneae, Uloboridae. Gene Ontology annotation, molecular function: ATPase inhibitor activity. The record is from RefSeq and is a predicted model, not a curated record.
AUGAUUCAUCAUCUUCAGAACAGGGAUGCUGGCGGAAGCUUCGGGAAGAAGGAAGCUGCUCAAGAAGAGGAGUACUUCAGGAAACUGGGAGGUGGCUCUGGAGGAUCUGUCAGGGAUGCUGGCGGAAGCUUCGGGAAGAAGGAAGCUGCUCAAGAAGAGGAGUACUUCAGGAAACUGCAAAGGGAGCAGAUCAGCCAGCUGAAGGGCCACCUGCACGAGGAGAUUGGGCACCACGAGGCAGAGAUUCGUCGGCUACAGAAUGAGAUCUCCCGCCACAAGGAUAAGAUCCAGGAUCUGGCGAAUGCAGAGAACAAGAUAGAAGGAAAGUGACUGUAGAUUAUGCAUUUAUGUGAAAAAUGAUUGAUUCUGUGUAAUAAUAAAGUAGCUGAUUUGUUUAAAUUGAA